Molecule: messenger RNA, 3292 nt
Organism: Cheilinus undulatus (humphead wrasse)
Lineage: Eukaryota; Metazoa; Chordata; Actinopteri; Labriformes; Labridae
Gene: cdh24a
Product: cadherin-24
Exons: 13
Coding region: 134-3292 (1052 amino acids)
Biological process (GO): multicellular organism development; cell-cell junction assembly; calcium-dependent cell-cell adhesion
Cellular component (GO): plasma membrane; adherens junction; catenin complex
Molecular function (GO): calcium ion binding; cadherin binding
Source: RefSeq, a predicted model, not a curated record
GUCUAUCUGGGUCACGCAGGCCGAAGACGAGCCUCGAUCUCGCCGCAGGAGGAGCUGGCUGUGGAACCAGUUCUUUGUGAUCGAGGAGUACAGGGGGCCUGAGCCGGUGCUCAUCGGACGGCUGCACACGGAUAUGGACAGGGGAGACGGACGCACUAAGUACACGUUGGAGGGAGAGGGAGUCGGCUCGGUGUUUGUCAUCGACAGCACCACGGGAAACAUUCACGUCACCAAGUCUCUGGACCGCGAGGAGAAGGACCAGUACAGACUCAUCGCCACCGCUACGGACCGUCAGACCGGCCGAGCCCUGGAGCCUUCGUCUGAGUUCAUCAUCAGGGUUCAGGACAUCAACGACAACCCCCCGGUCUUCCCCAGCGAGCCUUACGUGGCCACGGUGCCGGAGAUGGCCAAUAUAGGCACGUCCAUAAUCCAGGUCACAGCGAGGGAUGCAGAUGAUCCCACAUACGGAAACAGCGCCCGGCUGGUGUACGCCAUCACUCAGGGCCAGGACUAUUUCUCUGUGGAUCCCCAGACAGGCAUCCUUCGGACAGCGGUACCUGACAUGGACCGGGAGGCCCGGGAUGAGUAUCUGGUCGUCCUCCAGGCCAAAGACAUGGGAGGGCAUCUUGGUGGAUUAUCAGGGACCACCACUGUCACAGUGAGGCUGACUGAUGUCAACGACAACCCCCCUCACUUCAGACGGAGUGCAUGGUCAUUCUCUGUGUCGGAGCUGGCAGCACCAGGUGUGGAGGUGGGCCGCCUCUCCGCCGCUGAUCCUGAUCUGGGAGAAAACGCACAGCUGGAGUUUACCAUCCUGGACGCAGAGGAGGCCGAAACGUUCAACAUAACCAGCAGAGACCAGGAGGCUGUCAUUGUGCUCAACAAGCUGCUCGAUUAUGAGACCAGAAAUUCAUACACUUUUGCUGUCGAAGUCGCAAACCCCUUUGUGGACCCCCGGUACUUGAGGAACGGGCCCUUUAAGGACCAGGCAACAGUCCGGGUCAUGGUCCUUAACGCUGAUGAGCCACCUCGAUUCUCCCAGGCUCGGUACCAUCUGGACGUUUCUGAGAACUGCCCUCCUGUCUGCUCCGUUGGCCGGGUCUCUGCUGUGGACCCCGACACAGGACAAGGCAGCAACAUCAGGUACUCCAUCGAUCCCCAGUCAGACCCCGAGGCUCUGUUCCGCAUCGCCUCUGACACGGGCUUUAUCAGCACGGUGAUGGAGUUGGACCGUGAGCAGGAGCAGUGGCAUAAUAUCACAGUCAUCGCCACACAGAGGGACAAUCCAAAUCUUGUGACAAGAGUUGUGGUUGCAAUAGAGACAAUGGACCAAAAUGACAAUGCACCUGAGCUGGACAGAGAGUACACCACAUCUGUGUGCGACUCCAGUGCCCCCGGGCAGGUAGUCCAGGUUCUGCGAGCCAUCGACAAGGACCAGGGAGGUCAGGACACCCCGGUUCACUUCAGCAUCCCCCCAGAGUCCAGCUCUGCCCUGAACCUCUCCAUCAGGGAAUCUGGAGGUGUGACAGCCAGCCUGGUUCUGCAGUCAGCCUUGGAGCCCCUCCCUGGCUUCUCCUCAUCCUUACUCACCCUCUACGUGCCAGUUGUGCUUCGCGACGGAGCCUCGGGUCUGACUAACACUGGCACGGUCACUGUGACCAUUUGUCCAUGUCUGCGAGGGGGCAUGCAGACGGAGGACCGGGGAAAGCAGAGGGACAGGCGUUGGGAGAGACACAUGGUUUGUCUCCCCAUGCCGUCUUCGUCUGCGUCUCUCAUUUUCAGUCUGGUCACCUUACUGGCAAUGCUGGCAUGUGUCACCACUCUGCUUGUGGUGUGUGCACUCUCACUGUCAUUGCGCCAUCAGAAGCGAGACUCCCACUCGCCCUUCGAGGAGGAUGAUGUCAGGGAGAACAUCAUAUCCUAUGAUGACGAGGGGGGAGGGGAAGCAGACACCGCAGCGUUUGACAUUACAGCGCUGCAGAGCAUGCACAGAAUGCAGCACAUACACAACAACAGGAACAUAUGGUACACCCCACAGAAUCCUCCCCGGGCCAGGACGUACAGCUGGAGUCGUAACCCGCGCCCCGGCCUGAGCCCACAGCAGCGGCCGGGCUCCGCUCCGCUCUACGGACGCCUUUGUUACGGCCUCCACACGCUGCCUGUUCUCCGAGAUUAUCCAGUCGGGCCUCUGGAGGCGGGCGUGCAGCUCACACAGCUGACCCACAGGCUCACAGGAGGUCAUCUCGGCAGCUCUCUGGUGAUCCAGAACCAGAACACCUUUGAUCCUCUGCAGCGCUCUCCUGAGAUCAGCACCAGUUGUUAUAAAGCGGAGCACAUGCUGGCGAAGAGCAAAAUCACAGACAGGCAUGAAGGCAGUGAAGCGAAGCCAGCUGACACAAAAGAGCAGCAGGAUCAGGCCAAGAUAAAACCGACAGAAAUGGAGUCGACACCAGCCAACGACUCUGCAGAUCUGUCCCACUGUGACCCAAAUGAGUCUUCAUGCCAAAGUCACACCAGCUCGUCGUCAAACCAACACGAGGGGCGGCCAGGGUCAUCGCAGACCCAGAUCAGCACCGGAGCCACCAGCUGCACUCUAGAUGACAUUGAUACUGACUCUUCUAUCCCCUCCGUUUCAGAGCGAAAUUACCCAAACGGAGGAGUGCCGGGCUCCAUAAACCCUCCUGUUUACCUUUCAGGAGACACGUACAGCAUCGUGGGCUCGCUGAACCCAAACAGCAGAGGGACGAGUUUGAACGGGACGAGCAGCAGCAGCGCCGGUUUGUUCCCAGCGGGGAUGCAGUUACUGAACAUGUGCAAACUCCAGGGGAAGGAUCUGACCUCGCAGCCUUUGUCCUUAACCGGGGGGCUGUUUGGCAACAGCAGAGGCUGGGUGUGCGGAGCAGAGCCCAUGAGAGGAGAGGCCGCCAAGCCGCCGCAGCCUCUCCGGAUGGAAGAUCUCCUGAACAUCCGUCUGGAUCAGGUCACCUUUGACCUGACGCAGCCACCGUAUGACUCACUGCAGACUUAUGAGUUUGAGGGCCGUGAUUCACGAGCUGAGUCACUGAGCUCACUGGAGAGCGACGGAGAGAAGGACGAGGGGAAAGUGGUGGGAGGGAUGGAGGAGUUAAACCAGAAGUUUCAGAGGCUCGUGGAGAUCAUCCGAGAGAGGGAGCAGGAGAAAGAGGGAGGCGGAGGGGAGACAAAGGGGGGAGAGACUGCUGCGGCGCCUGACGAUGAGACUCAUAAACAAAAGGAGGACAAAGAGAAACAACAACAGAGAUGGGAUUUCUAG